GACCUGGACAGGAAGUCUGCUUACCCGCCUGCUUCCACUGAGCCUUGCAGUGCUCAGUAUCAUCUUCUAUUUCUCGAACAAUUUUCUCUCCGUCAUGACUUCUCCUGUGUCCACCCCUUAUUCUGUCCCGCGUGUCUCAAUCGCCGCGACCCGCGACGUCCUGGGAACCGGUGAACCUUGCGAGCUCGAGGUCGCCGUCCAUAACGAUGACGCACAGUCGACCAUGACGGUCCUGGGCUGGAAUAGCCCGCUCGACAAGAUGGCAGUCAUUCUCGGAGUAUACGAGAUACGUGAUCGCGAGACGGGUGAAGUGGUCGAAAUGGACAGAAUACAGGUCUCCAGACUACUUCCCCCACCUCCCGAGAGUUUGGUUGAAAUUAAGCCGAAGGAGUCGGAGAAGCUGCAUGUCGUCCUGAAGGGCGUUAACCUGCCUCCAGGCCGCACGUAUACGAUCCGUGCUGAGGGAUGGUGGCAGUCAGUCUGGCAUUUACCCAAGGAAGAGGUGAUUUCAAGAUACUUAGCAGAUCAGUCCGGGGCCAUUUCUGGGGAUUUCCUGUCCAAUACCGUCGAGGUUACACAAUCCUAGGAAUAGCACCAAGACAUCCUUUUUACUGCUUAUUUGCCGCCUUAUGCGGCUGGUUAUGCUUCUGACUUUGUGUGUAACUGCGAUUAAUUCGAACCUUUUAUUUUAACACUG
This is a messenger RNA of Coccidioides posadasii C735 delta SOWgp, 697 nucleotides long. RefSeq lists its product as uncharacterized. NCBI's taxonomy places the organism in Eukaryota, Fungi, Ascomycota, Eurotiomycetes, Onygenales, Onygenaceae. The record is from RefSeq and is a predicted model, not a curated record.